AUGUUAGAACCUAACAAGACCUUACGCGAGAACAAUGUCAGCAAAAGUGGCAAGUUUUCCGUUGGUUUACCCAUUACUAUGAUGAUAACGGGAAUGGUGGGAAAUUCACUUGCGCUUAUGCUGGUAUAUAGAUCGUAUAGAAAAAAAGAGAAUAACAGGAAAAAGUCUUUCCUUUUCUGCAUAGGGUCCCUGGCAUUGACUGAUCUGUUUGGACAGCUUCUCACAAGUCCUAUAGUUAUAUAUGCUUACUUAGCCGAUAAGAAAUGGGAGACCAUGGACCCAUCAAAGAUUCUGUGCGCUUUUUUUGGAGUGUGCAUGACAACUUUUGGUCUAUGUCCUCUAUUCCUUGCCAGCGCAAUGGCAAUUGAGAGGUCAUUGGCAAUUACAAGUCCUCAUUGGUACUCCAUUCACAUGAAAACUAGUUUGACAAAGCAAAUUCUGGUAGUUAUAUUGUGUCUUGUUCUGAUUUUUGCGCUGUUGCCCAUCGCAGGAGUUGGGCAGUACACGCAUCAAUGGCCAGGCACUUGGUGUUUCAUAAGCAUUGGAGACAGAGAGGACCCAGGCAUGUUUUUCGCCAUCACCUUCGCUGUUCUUGGGAUAUUCUUACUUCUUGUAACUUUCUCUUGCAACGUGGUCACAAUUCGUGGAUUAAUUAUUCGUUGCAAAACGAAAUCUGGUACAUCUCAUUCCGCUAAGCAGUGGGAAAGAUUAACCACGGAGACAGUUAUUCAACUACUGGGAAUUAUGUGCGUGCUUCUUAUAUGCUGGGCUCCAUUACUGGUGCAGAUGUUACGAAUGAUCACAACAAAGAUCUCGUCAGAUGACUGCAACUCGGCAAAAGAGUCUUUCAGUCCCAGCCCAAGUCCAGACAUUCAGCUGGAAUGUAAAUUAUUUCUCUUCACCAUCCACCUGGCCUCUUUGAACCAGAUCCUGGACCCCUGGGUUUACUUGCUUCUGAGGGAGAUUCUACUGCGCAAGUUCUGCCAGGUGGCAAGUGCUGUGUCCAAAUGCUCUAUAGAGGAAAAUAAGGAGACUCAGUCUGAAGGACAAAGAGAGACUGAGAUGGAUCGUGAUGCUCUUAAUAAACAGUAACAGUUUUCAGAAACUGUAAUUGGAACACAGUUUUGUUUUGGUUGUCUACAUCUACCUUAUCGAAUUAUUUUUUUUCCAAAGAAUAAAACCACUUUAAUGAAUUCAAUGCAGUUAUCAUGUAGGACACAUUCCUAGGAUAAGCAUGAAAACAUAAUAUUUUUACAAUGCUAACAUAAGCAUAUUCUGCCAUAAUGAAAUGUGUGUUAAUGCAUUAUUUCUAUUAGGCAGGUCUACGUAAAACAAAAAAGAAUAAUACCUGUUUUACAGUGUGAGAAUUAAUGUGUAAUUAAUUAAUUUACAUCUUACAUCUUCAUCCGGGGAGGAAAUAGCUUUUUUUUGUGUCUGAAUGGGCCUUAGCAAUGUUGGCCAUUUGUGUGCACGCAUUCCACAGAGGGUCACAAAACCAGCAUGUGAGCACAUGACCUGUGCAGCAUUCAGUUUAAAAUGUCAAAGCAAAUUUGUUUUAAGGUUUCUUUACAUGAUUGCUCAACAACAUUUUUGCCCUACCAAAAUAAGAACUCUCCUAUCUUUCACCACUUUCCUGUCCAAUAACGCAUAAAAUACCUGAAUGAUUUAUGUUGAAGAUAAUUUUAAAUCACAGUGUAUCCCAGGAAAAGGGACAUAUUUUCUUACUUUGUCUCUUUAUUUCAACACCGCAAAAAUAAUAAAAUAACUACAGGGAUACAUUGCAAUUCCUCAGGUUUAAUUGGAGGGUAUUUUCACCUAUAUCUCAAUUAACUAUUUAGAAAUGGCAUCAAGUAUUGUUCAUAGUCCCCUAAUUUCAGCAGACCUAGCUUAUUCUUAUUAGAAAGGUGUGUUUGUUACCUUUUUGGUGUUUGUUGUCUUACAACAUCGGGACCAGGUAAAGCUGGCCAUGAAUCAGAUAAAUCAGAAUGAAUCCCCAGAGACCCAAAUAAGCCAAUCUGUAAAUUAAAAUGGCCUGUGUAGGAUUUUUAAGAAAAUGUAUGUAAGUUAUCUGCAGUAAUAGUAGAAUGGUAGUGUUUUAGAAAAUGUACUCACUAUCAAUUAUUGUGUGUGCAUACAAAAGUGCUAACAACAGUCCAACAAAUGAGGAACACUCUCCAGGAGGUCAGCAUAGAUGUGUCAAACAUUAUUAUACCUACAAGAGUACACCAGCAGAACAUUAGAGGUUAGACCUCAUGAUGCAACUGCGUAGUGAAUGUAAAGAACAGGAUCAUCAAAUAACAGUUUGUUAAAAAGUACCCAAAAAUGCAUGUAGAGUUCUGGAUCUUCAUUGCCAAAAUAUACUUACAUUAACCUGUACCACAGUGAUUAAAAGAUGAAUGUGUAGAGAAAAAAGGGAAUUGUCUAUGAUGUGAAGCAUGUGGUUUUGCUUCAGGACCCAAACUUGACAGUACUAAUUUAGUAGUUACCCAGUAUUGUAUGUAACGUUAUAGUAUUGCAAUUUUCAUUUUGUAAUGUCGUAUUGAUUGUUGCUGCCUCAUUGGACAAGUCGCUCUUGAAAAACAGACUCACUAUAUAAUAAAUAACUAGGUAAAAUACAAUAAAAUAAUAGGAUAUGGUUUUAUGUAUAAUAUGUAUUAAUUAAUUAAUAAACAUGAUUAACGAUUCAUUGAUGCAUUCAUAGAGCAUGAUUUAUAUGUGCAUGUUUUAAUUAACAUAUUAAUGAGUGCAUGGUUACCUGAUGGAGUACACAUUAAUAAACAUGAAUUAAUAUCUAA
Esox lucius (northern pike) is the source of this 2795-nucleotide messenger RNA. It is a transcript of the gene ptger3, whose product is annotated as prostaglandin E receptor 3 (subtype EP3). Gene Ontology annotation, cellular component: plasma membrane. The coding region runs from base 1 to 1092 and encodes 363 amino acids. Gene Ontology annotation, biological process: negative regulation of gastric acid secretion; positive regulation of cytosolic calcium ion concentration; intestine smooth muscle contraction. The record is from RefSeq and is a predicted model, not a curated record. Gene Ontology annotation, molecular function: prostaglandin E receptor activity. The transcript is spliced from 2 exons. Lineage: Eukaryota; Metazoa; Chordata; Actinopteri; Esociformes; Esocidae.